AUGUCUUUUUUUGACCCAAAGGCGCGCCCUUUAGAGGGCCUUGUCGGCGCCCGUCGGCGCGCACUUUUUCAAAAGUGGCGCCGACAACCCUACUUCCUAGGUCUCGGUGACGACCAAGGCGACUCCAGCCAGUUGGACAAUGAACCCCCACCCCUCUCCCAAAUCAGCAUAAAGCGCAACCACAACGAAAUCCUCUAUAAGAAUAUAGAAGUAGCCACAUUAAGAGGCGAUACUGGAUCAGUUGAGAUGCUUCGGAGCAUGCUCCACGACAAGCCCAUCAAACCCAUUGAGAGAGCGGUCAAGAACCUCCCGAGCUUCAAGCGGAUCCUACCUAGAAUUGACGCGGACAUUUACGCGACAAACGCCGACGGCAGCUCAGUCGCACCUCUCGCUAUCCCUCUACCGAGUAAACAAGACAAAGAAGCACCAUCAGCCCCCAUAACCCAAGGAGGAUUACACUUCAUGUCCGGAGCGGUAACAACCCACGCCAACAUUGGCUUUACCCCAUUCUUUGAUAAAAACAUCGAAGAACUCCAAGCUCCCCUCCCUCUUACCAUCUUCAACAAAGAUUGGAAAGAGAGAGCCAUAACUUACCAAGUCGGACGAUGCUAG
Messenger RNA from Puccinia graminis f. sp. tritici CRL 75-36-700-3, 612 nucleotides. RefSeq lists its product as uncharacterized. The record is from RefSeq and is a predicted model, not a curated record. The transcript is spliced from 2 exons. Bases 1 to 612 code for a protein of 203 amino acids. Lineage: Eukaryota; Fungi; Basidiomycota; Pucciniomycetes; Pucciniales; Pucciniaceae.